Messenger RNA from Zea mays, 1656 nucleotides. RefSeq lists its product as uncharacterized. The record is from RefSeq and is a predicted model, not a curated record. Gene Ontology annotation, cellular component: nuclear microtubule; spindle. The coding region runs from base 135 to 1472 and encodes 445 amino acids. Gene Ontology annotation, biological process: mitotic spindle assembly; regulation of mitotic spindle organization; activation of protein kinase activity. Gene Ontology annotation, molecular function: protein kinase activator activity; microtubule binding. The transcript is spliced from 8 exons. Lineage: Eukaryota; Viridiplantae; Streptophyta; Magnoliopsida; Poales; Poaceae.
UCCACGCGGAUUUCGAAACGCGAAUCCCAUUCCAUCCCUCUCGGAUCGCCCCUCAUUACUCUCGCUCAUCAACCUUGGCUCGGGGUUUCGAAAGUUUUCGUCUUACACCCGGUUUGCGUACGUUUUGAUCAGGGAUGAUGACGGCUGCGGCGACGAGAGCCCGAAGGCAGCCGCGGCGCCCGUUCGCGCCCGUAGUGGUGUCGCCGCCGUCGCAGGCGGAGAAUCGGCUAGUGCACGAGGACGCGCCGUCAUCGGUCGCGCGGCCGGUGCGGAGGUUUGGGACGUGCGCCGGGAAGAUCGCCGGGCCCGCGGUCAACAUGAAGUGCAGCUAUGGAUCGUCCCCGGUUUGCACCUCUUCCAAGAAGACUCCCGCGGCGGUGAAGAGGGCGCCGGGGACGGCGACCAGGAGGCUGGAUUCUUGCGCUAUGAACAAGAAGCGCUCGACCCCGGCGGCGUACGACGCGCCGCGCGAACCGGCGUCGCGCGCCGCCGAGGAGCGCGACGACAUGUUGCCCUGCCCCUGCAGCGAGGCGGGCCGAGAACGGCGGGGCAGCGAGGCCUCCGCCUCGCGGAAGCGGGGGAUGACGAGGGUCGUGGCGAUGGAGGAGGCCAUGGCGGGGAUCCCGGAGCCUGGCGAGGGCCGCGUCAAGUACCUGGUGGACACGUUCGAGCGGCUCCUCUCGCUAGGCGGCGGGCCCACGGUGUGGGACAGAGGAGCGGCGGCGGCGAGGAGGAGGAGGAAGAACCAGGGAACCGCGGCAGCGACGGCGUCGUCGCCAGCAACGCCACAGGGCGCCGAGGAGAUCGACGUGUCGCACCCCUCCAUUGCCUCGUCGUCCGAGGUCUCCUUCCCGGCCAUCGCUGGUGUCGCCUGCAUCCUCGACGCCUCCGACCGCACAAGCAUGAUCAGCCGUGCACGAGGCCAACGGCGGAAGAGGGCAUACAACAGCACCGGACCGCCGUCGGAUAGGGCCUGGAGUUGCAGCAGGAAGGUGACAAGGGUGACGACACAGCUGCCGUUCCGUCUCAGGACCGAGCAAAGAGGGAAAGCCAAGGAAGGAAAUUUUUUCGAGAGGUUGAGGAAGAUGCAGGUAGAGGAGGAGAGGCUGCGCAAUCCACUCGCGCAAGGUUUACCCUACACCACUGAAGAGCCAGAGAUCCCCGCGAAACCUCCAACAAGGGAACCCACGGAACCGAUCGAUCGUGUGCUGCACAGCGAAGCGCGUGUGGUCAGACGCGUCAAGUUCGACAGCCAAGUCGCUGAGCGCAGUAGCUUCAUGGAGGAAGUAAAGCUGGAGAGGGAAAGACAGCAAAAGGCGGAUGAGGAGGUUGAGAUCAAGCAGAUGAGGAAGCAGCAGGUUCCAAGAGCACAUCCGAUGCCGGACUUCUCCAAACCCUUCGUGCCAAAAAGGUCAGUGAAGCUUCCUACAGUUCCCAGGGAGCCAAGGUUUCAGCCCAGGUUGCCUUGGUAGCUGAUAGCAAGUAGAAACUAUCUGUAUAUUUAUUUUCUGAUGAGAGAGAGAGAGAGAAUACAGAAUACCAUGCAUCAUCAAAACAUCUAUUUAUUUUAGUAGCGGCUGUAGCGCCCACUUGCCGCUUCAAAUAAAAAAAUGUUUCCUGGUCCAUUUUUCAGAAUUUACAUGCUUCUUGCAAUCU